AGCAUCCUUGCUCCAUCCAUCGUACGGUACACUCGUACCAAUCAGCGUUAGCGCGAAGGGAUAACGUCCGUCCGUUCCAUCCUCGCGCGCGCGGCCGCUCCGGCUCCGGCUCCGGCCAUGGCGUCCACCUCCGCCUCCCUCGGCGCCAUCCUCCAGCGCUUCCCGCUGCUCGCGCCCCGCCCCGCCUCCCGCCGCGCGCCCACCGCCCGCCGCGCCGUCGCCAACAAGAUCUCCUGCAUCGGAUGGGACCCGGAGGGCAUCCUGGCGCCGCCGCAGCCGGGCCACAUCGCGCGCCUCGAGUUCCGGCGCCGCCUCGACAGCGACGCCGACGCGCGCGCCGCCUUCGACCUCCAGGUCAAGGAGGAGCAGGAGCGCCGCCGCAAGGAGCGCGAGGCGCGGGUGAUACCUGAGACGGACGCCGGGCUGGUGGAGUUCUUCCUGGACACGGACGCGCGGGAGAUCGAGAUCGAGAUCGGCAGGCUCCGGCCCAGGCUCAACAAGGGCUUCUUCGACCACAUCCAGCGCGAGAUCGCGCAGAUCAAGUUCGCAGUCACCAGAACAGCGGCAAAUGAAGACAGACUGAUCGAGCUGGAGGCGAUGCAGAAGGUCAUCGGGGAGGGAGUCGAGGCCUACGACAAGCUGCAAAACGACCUGGUCACGGCCAAGGAGCGGCUCACCAACAUCCUGCAAUCCAAAGAUAGGAAGAAAACUCUGCUCGACAUGGUUGAACGGAACGAGCUCAACAUGUCCAUAUUAACGCUUCUCGACGAGAACAUAGCGAGCGCCAAGACCAGUAACCAGGAGGAGGCCGUGGCUUUCAUGGAGGAUGUGCGCUCAUCUAUGCUGAAAUACAUAACAGUAUAAAUUUUGCCUACAUACACCGGUGACCAGUUAUCUCUGCUAUGGCACUGGAGUCGUCUUCGGCGCAUAGUUGUUCGAAUUAAUUCAAUGGAGCUGUAAUUCACAAGGCCAUCUUGUGUGUUGUAAUUUUGUUUCGGUUGUAUCUAGUUGUUCUGUCUGAUAUAUGUUGCAAUUGUCAGUAGCUUUACUGGCAAAAAGAGAUUGUACAAUCAUAUGUACAUGCACGGCUGUACCAGAAACAAAUACAACAAGACUAUGAUCUGUUCUCCUGGUCGGUAAACUGGUUUACCAAUGUA
Triticum aestivum (bread wheat) is the source of this 1157-nucleotide messenger RNA. RefSeq lists its product as uncharacterized. The coding region runs from base 118 to 864 and encodes 248 amino acids. Lineage: Eukaryota; Viridiplantae; Streptophyta; Magnoliopsida; Poales; Poaceae. The transcript has 7 exons. The record is from RefSeq and is a predicted model, not a curated record. Gene Ontology annotation, cellular component: chloroplast stroma.